UAACGGAAGAAAAAACCGAGAAAGCCAUCUUCUUCUUCUUCAAUUGGAAGCCGGCGACGAGAGGACAUCGACACGGCAGACAUGGCAGGAGGAGGUAAGAGAAGACCCAAUCACAGCAACGAAAACAGAAACAAUCAAAACAACAACAGAAAUGCCAAAACCGACAGUGGAGGCGGCGGAAGCAGCAGAAGGCGAUCAAAAUCAACUCGAAAUUCCCUCUUUAUCGAUGGCGGUCUCUUGGAAGACUGGUCUCCCAUCCAUUCAGGAAGGAGUGUUAAUGUGAAUUCGAAUUCCAAGUGGGUUUCGAAACCGGGGAAUUCUAGUCAAGGAAAAGUGGGUUCUGGUUCGAAGAAUGGGCCUCGUAAAUCCUGUGAAAAUGCUUUUGGUUAUAGCUAUCCUUCUUCUGAGCUUCAGGAGGGUGUAGGCAGAGGUAUGGAUGAAUCGCAACCUAUUGUUGUAGUGCAUUCCAAGGAGACUGAGAUUGUUGCAUAUUUAGAUGAAACACCAACUUCGAAGCCCUAUAAUUUGAAUUCAACUUACAACUACAGUUCAGAUUUUCUACUUGGUGAGAGCUCACACAAGGGAUUGGGGUUCUGUGAGGAACUUGAGGCUACCACUGGUGCUGAAUCAUCCUCAAAGCAAAUGGAAGAGGAAGAGAAGAAAGGAUCUUCUUUUGAUUCAUCAUCUUCUGAUAAAGAAAUGGAUGCUGAUGAUACUGCUAACUGUGAGGCAGGUGAAGAAAUGCUGACUGCAGCAUUUUCUCAGAAGAAAAAUUCAGCUUUUUUGUCUAUUGGAAGCAUAAAUUUAUUCACCCAAGAUAUAUCUGAUGGGGAAAGUGACGAGUCACUGGAUGAAAGCUCCGAAUCUUCUGAACAAGGACAACGAGUUGUGUCUCAAAGUGAUGACUCUGAAGGCACAUCUGAUUGUGAAACGGAUGUUGAUGAUGAAGUUGUAAAAGAUUACUUGGAAGGAAUUGGCAGCUCCAGUAUUCUAGAUGCCAAAUGGUUGGUAGAAAAUGAUUUGGGUGAUUCAGAUAAGGAUAUUUCUUCUAGUGGUUUCUUCGAUGAGACUCUAAAGAAGUUGAGUGGGAUUGCCCUCGAGGAGGCAUCUAGAAGUUAUGGUAUGAAGAAACCCCAAUCAAGAAAGUACCAUUCUUUGUCUGCCAGAGAUGUGUCUCCAUUUUUGGAUGAUUUUAUGCUUGUAAAGGAUCCAAGAAUCAUCUCUGCCAAAAAGAAGCAUGUUGCCCGCUUGCCUCAGUCUUGGCCUUUAGAGGCUCAAAGGAGUAAAAACUUUAGAAAUUUUCCUGGUGAAAAAAAGAAACAUCGUAAAGAAAUGAUUGCUGUCAAGCGUCGUCAAAGAAUGCUGGCCCGGGGAAUUGAUAUGGAGAAAUUAAAUAAGAAACUAGAGCAAAUUGUUUUGGAUGAAGUGGACAUAUUUUCUUUUCAACCCAUGCAUUCACGGGAUUGUUCCCAGGUUCGACGACUGGCAGCAAUUUACCGCUUGCAUAGUGGGACCCAAGGUUCUGGCAAGAAAAGCUUUGUAACAGUGUCAAGAACACAGCACACAUGCAUGCCAUCAGCUACUGAUAAACUCCGUCUAGAAAAGCUGAUAGGGGCUGGCGAUGACAAUGCUGAUUUAGCUGUUAAUGAAGGUCCAAGAACAAAAUCAGCUAGUGCAGACAGAAAGAGGAAGAAGAAAAGCGCAAGGGGGAGUGGUGGGAGAAAUGGUUUAUAUGCUAGUGGUGGGAGAAAUGGUUUAUAUGCUAAUCAACCAGUGUCGUUUGUAUCAAGUGGAGUAAUGCAAUCUGGAGACGCUGAGACCAUAACAGUGGAUUCUCAAGAGAUAAACGGAACUGGUGAAAACAAGGAUGCUACAAGCUCAUCGUCGAAGUUUGGUGCAUUUGAGGUGCACACUAAAGGAUUUGGAUCUAAGAUGAUGGAAAAAAUGGGAUUUAUACAAGGUGGGGGAUUGGGAAAAGAUGGUCAAGGUAUGGCACAACCCAUUGAAGUGACCCAGCGGCCUAAAUCUCUUGGUUUGGGUGUUGACUUCUCCGACAUCAGUGUUGACUCGGUGAAGAAUAAACCUCAAAGCAGUAGAACUGGAACGUCUAUAAAACAUAGUAAGACUGAAAACCUAGGAGCUUUUGAAAUGCACACCAAAGGAUUUGGAUCCAAGAUGAUGGCGAAGAUGGGUUUUGUUGAAGGCAUGGGCCUGGGCAAAGAUUCCCAAGGUAUCGUCAACCCUAUAGUUGCUGUUAGGCGUCCAAAAGCUCGGGGGUUGGGUGCCAAAAGUUAGGCAUCGGCUUUCUCUUUUUCCUCGGGCCGAACAUAGCCGACAAAAUGUAUAAUUUGUUUUAAAGGUACUUGCUGAUAAAUUGAUCUUGCCUUGUACCUAAGUUAAUUACUAGCAUAAUUACCCGACUGGGUAACUGUUGCAAGGGAAA
Messenger RNA from Populus euphratica (Euphrates poplar), 2443 nucleotides. Its product is annotated as D111/G-patch domain-containing protein. Bases 82 to 2295 code for a protein of 737 amino acids. The transcript has 8 exons. The record is from RefSeq and is a predicted model, not a curated record. NCBI's taxonomy places the organism in Eukaryota, Viridiplantae, Streptophyta, Magnoliopsida, Malpighiales, Salicaceae. Gene Ontology annotation, molecular function: nucleic acid binding.